CUGUAUCUUUGAUAUGUUUUGGAAAACCUAGCAAAAUCAUAAGCAUAAAAGUUUCUAAAUAACAUUGAUAGGAAAUUUUACGUUGAAUUUGAUGGAAAUACUGACGUGUCAAACGUCAGAAUAUAUUUGGCGUUGUCCGUGUCCGUAAGGGAAAGUUCAACAACAAUAGCUUAACAAGUAUGUCUGACUCGGAAGAUGAUGCAGCAUUUGCCAGUGCUGAUGAAGGAGAGUCUGAUCCACUUCCUGUCCACAAACCCAGUUCUACACAGGGGAAAGUAAAAACAACAGAGGAGGAAAAUAAGGGGUGUAAGGCAGAAAAUGAAAAUGGUGAAAGAAAAAGUGCCUGUGCCCCAAAGAUGAGGGACAAGGAAAUGAAAACUGAUACUAAAAUAUGUAGUGAUUCAAAAACAAAAGAGAGCAUUAAGAAAGAAGUUCCAGCUGUUAAAAAACAGGAAGAGAAAAGUAAGGGAGGGAAAGGAAAAAAGAAAAGAGGAAAGCAGACAAAAACAGAACCAGUUAAAGAUUCAGAUAAAGAUUCUGAAAGUGCAUUAGGGAAAUCAGUAGCUGUUAUGGAAUCACCUGAGAAUGAUAAGUCAUCACCACCUCAGGCUACAGAAUUAUCACAGGGGAAACAAGACCAGAAUGUUUAUAGUGAAGGAAAACUAGUUAUAUCAGAGCCCAGUGAAUCCCCAGAGAGUGACACAAUGUCAUGUGAAAAUAAAACUCCUCUAUCAGCUACAAGUGAUGUGGAAAAGAAUUAUUCAGGUCGAACAGUAGGGAAACCAGACUUUAGUAUCACUGAGGAGAAAAAAACAAUGGAUGCAAAGCAAAAAGAGUCUAAAGGUGUUGAAAAAGAAAGUCAACAAUUCGAACAGAGAGAAAAUGAAACAAAGUCUGCUUUGGACAGGUUAACACAGCCAUCAAAGCAAAAGUCUGAUAACUGGGGUUCAUGGGGAAAUUGGGGAUCAUCUCUGAUGAAUGUAGCAUCUACAUCGGUAUCAACAUUCAGCAAUCAGUUGGGUGAAGGAUUUACCACCAUUAUGGAUUCAGUAGAAACAGCAUUAGGAGCACCUCCUAUUGAGGAGUUGCUGACUGAAAAGGGACCCAACUCUCCUCCAGACACAGUGAAAAUGGAAAGACAAGAAAAGGAAGAUGACACACCAACACCAGAGACCAUAAAAGCACCCGCUGCACAGGAGGAUGAACAACAAGCAGAAAUCCCGACCUCAAAUGAAGCCAGUGGAGGCAGUGGCUGGUGGUCUGGCUGGGGCAUGUCCAAUCUAUCUAACCUCUCAUCAGUGGUUCACAACACAACAAAUAUUGUCCAAAAAUCAGUGCAGAAUACCACCAAUAUAGUUCAGAAAUCUAGUAAAACUCUAGUAACUGGAGGUCUGGAUGUGUUAGAAACAAUAGGGAAGAAAACAUUCGAGGUGAUUAAAGAUCAUGACCCUGGACUGAGCAGGACUAAAGAGUUUCUGUUUGACAAGAGUGAUAAGCCCAGCCUCUCCCAGCUUCUCCGUGAAGCACAGAAGGAAGAGAAGGUUAAGGAGGAGAGGAAGAAAGAGGAGGACGAAGCGAGACUUACCAAUUUAAAGGCCAUGUUUGAGGAGAAUCAGGGUUAUGCACAUCUGGAAGCCUUGGAAAUGUUGUCCAACAUGUGUGAGAAGACGGUGCAUUCUUUGCUGGAAGACAUGUCAGAUAACAAGCUGGACUCCAUUAAAGCUGAACUAAUUCGCAUUAAGCAGGUGUUUGAAAGAAUGCAAGGACAAAAUGAUAAUGAUGAUGAUGAUGAUGAAGAUAAGGAACAUGACUUUGGAAAGUUAGUUGCAGAACAUUUGACAGAGAUUCAUCUUGGGACCACUCCAGAUAAGCUAAAUAAGACUCAAGAAAAAAUUCGUGAAACCAUUGCGAAAUAUUUUGCCUCAGAUGACCAUAUGGCAGUCAAGGAAAUCCACCAAUCUGCCAUUCAGUCAUUAGCUGAAAUCACAUCUAAAUCUUUAGAGCAGUUCCAUAAGGCUGGGGAACUCAUCAUCUUACAGAGAGACACCAGUAAAAAUUGUGAAAGCAGAGCUCAUAGUCUAGAGAGAUUAGCAAAAGUCCUGACUACUGAAGUGGGUAUUAUAGCUACCAAGUUUUGUCACUGUUUAAAUAAACUAGACGAGAGCGAAAAUCCUGACAUUACAUCAGUGGUUACCAACAUCUAUUUGGAGUCCUCCAACAGCACCAUGUACAUUCAAGAUGCUCUCCAGCUUCUGUUGCCAUGCCUUCAACAAGCUGCCAUUCAGAGGUCACUGACAUAGCAAGAAAUAAUGAUGUUCAUAAUGUACAUUAGGGAUGAUGUUUGUAAAAUACAUAAAUAAUUAUUUAUUAAGUACAUCAGGAUCUACAAUAUAAAGUAUGUCAAUAUUGUGUUUACUCAUUCUUGGGUAUAUUAUUCUGUUCCGUGAAACCCGAGGGGACUACUGCAUCAUUCCCCUCUCUCUCUGUCGGUCCAAACAUGUCCCACCUUGUUUUUAAUAUCAUUCAUCAUGUUUUAAAAUAUGGAUAUGAAACUUGACUUCAGUGACUAUUAAGAUACAAUAAGUUUGACAUUUUUUUCCCCCCAAGUUCUUUAUAUAGAUUCAUUUUAAUGACCCUGUAAUCAGCUCUGAAUUCGGGGGCAUAUAGAUUUUGGUAUGUCCAUUUGUCCACAAAAACUUUGGCAGUAACUUUUGAAUGGAUAGUGAUAGAGUUUUCAUAUUUCACAUGUGUAUUCCUUAUAACAAGACCUUUCUUCAUGUAGCAAUUUUUUUUUUACCUUAUGACAGUUACCUUUGAUCUACGAUUGAAAACCUUUAACCCUGGCCAUCAUCAACUUUGCUGCCACACAGGGACAUCAAUGUUUCACAAACACAUCUUGUUUACAUGAUUGUUGGACCAGUAGGGGAAAUGCAUUCCUAUAGUGAUACACAAAUUCAUGUUCGAUACUCAUCAUAUACUAGUAUUGUUAUGUACAAAAACCAUGAUCAUGUAUCAAGCAAUUCAGAGAUCAAUAAAAACACAAAAUUCA
Messenger RNA from Ostrea edulis (European flat oyster), 3049 nucleotides. Its product is annotated as protein FAM114A2-like. Lineage: Eukaryota; Metazoa; Mollusca; Bivalvia; Ostreida; Ostreidae. The transcript has 13 exons. The record is from RefSeq and is a predicted model, not a curated record. Bases 180 to 2300 code for a protein of 706 amino acids.